Alexandromys fortis (reed vole) is the source of this 6699-nucleotide messenger RNA. It is a transcript of the gene Rap1gap2, whose product is annotated as RAP1 GTPase activating protein 2. NCBI's taxonomy places the organism in Eukaryota, Metazoa, Chordata, Mammalia, Rodentia, Cricetidae. The record is from RefSeq and is a predicted model, not a curated record. The coding region runs from base 158 to 2524 and encodes 788 amino acids. Gene Ontology annotation, molecular function: GTPase activator activity. The transcript is spliced from 24 exons. Gene Ontology annotation, cellular component: cytoplasm; plasma membrane. Gene Ontology annotation, biological process: activation of GTPase activity; regulation of small GTPase mediated signal transduction.
CUUCCCUGCUCUUGUCACAGUCUUCAAAGUUUUCCUUUAACUGGCUCUGUUUCGCUUUAACGGACUCGCUCUUGAAGGCAACUUUGAGCCAUUACCAUAAAAGGACAAUCGGCAUGGCCUGCUCUGAAUAGGUUCCUGUAAAAGCCGGAGUGUUGCAAUGCAGACUGUCCCACACCAUCUCAGCAGCCAGCAGAGUUGCAUGCACCCCAUGCAGGGAAGCAGGGCGACAUGGAGGUCCCCCUUUCGCUCGUGGUCAGGGUCAUGGACUCUGGAGCCAGACAACCCUAGUUCAAGCCUUGCUCUGCUACUUUCCAGUAACAUGACCAUGGGCAAGUUGCUUAACAUAUCUGAGCCUCAGUUUCCCCAUCAGCACAAUGGAACCAAUAAUACUUCGGCCAAAGGAUGUUGGAAGCAGGAGCUGGCCAACAGCUCGGAUGUGACCCUCCCAGAUCGGCCACUGUCUCCUCCUCUCACUGCACCCCCAACCAUGAAGUCCGCUGAGUUUUUCGAGAUGCUGGAGAAAAUGCAGGGGAUCAAGCUUGAAGAGCAGAGGCCAGGACCCCAGAAGAACAAGGAUGACUAUAUCCCGUACCCCAGCAUUGAAGAGGUUGUGGAGAAGGGCGGCCCAUAUCCUCUGAUCAUCCUGCCCCAGUUUGGAGGCUACUGGAUUGAGGACCCAGAGAAUGUGGGUACUCCAACGUCACUGGGCAGCAGUGUUUAUGAGGAGGAGGAAGAGGACAGCCUGAGCCCCAACACGUUCGGCUACAAGCUUGAGUGCAGGGGUGAAGCCAGGGCCUACCGCAGGCACUUCCUGGGCAAGGAUCAUCUGAACUUUUACUGUACUGGCAGCAGCCUGGGGAACUUGAUCCUGUCCAUCAAAUGCGAGGAAGCUGAGGGCAUUGAGUACCUUCGGAUCAUCCUCAGGUCCAAACUGAAGACAGUGCACGAGCGGAUCCCCUUGGCUGGAUUGAGCAAGUUGCCCAGCGUCCCUCAGAUCGCCAAGGCUUUCUGUGAUGAUGCAGUGGGCCUGAAAUUCAAUCCUGUCCUGUACCCCAAGGCCUCUCAGAUGAUCGUGUCCUAUGAUGAGCACGAUGUCAACAACACUUUCAAAUUUGGUGUCAUUUAUCAAAAAGCCAGGCAGACCCUGGAGGAAGAGCUGUUUGGGAACAAUGAGGAGAGCCCAGCUUUCAAGGAGUUUUUGAAUCUCCUAGGGGACACCAUCACAUUGCAGGACUUCAAAGGUUUCCGAGGCGGCCUGGAUGUGACCCACGGACAGACAGGGGUGGAAUCGGUAUACACCACUUUCCGGGACCGGGAGAUCAUGUUCCAUGUCUCUACUAAGCUGCCCUUCACGGAUGGUGACACUCAGCAGUUGCAGAGAAAGCGGCACAUUGGGAAUGACAUUGUGGCCAUCAUCUUCCAAGAAGAAAACACACCGUUUGUCCCAGAUAUGAUUGCUUCAAACUUCUUACAUGCCUACAUUGUUGUUCAGGCUGAGAGCCCAGGCACAGAGACGCCAUCCUACAAGGUAUCAGUCACUGCAAGGGAAGACGUGCCUGCCUUUGGCCCCCCUCUGCCAAGCCCACCUGUUUUCCAAAAGGGCGCAGAAUUCCGGGAGUUUCUGCUCACCAAGCUCACAAACGCAGAGAAUGCUUGCUGCAAGUCGGACAAGUUCGCCAAGCUGGAGGACCGGACCCGGGCUGCUCUCAUGGACAACCUUCACGAUGAACUUCACACACACACACAGGUCAUGCUAGGCUUGGGCCCUGAGGAGGACAAGUUUGAGAAUGGCGGCCAUGGAGGAUUCUUGGAGUCUUUUAAGAGAGCCAUCCGUGUGCGUAGCCAUUCCAUGGAGACCAUGGUGGGCAGCCAGAGGAAGCUGCACGGUGGGAACAUUCCUGGCAGCCUCAGUGGGGGUAUUGUCCACAACGGCAUGGAGGUCACCAAGACCACUUUCUCGCCUCCGGUGGCCGCAGCAACCGUGAAGAACCAGUCACGCAGCCCCAUCAAGCGACGGUCGGGACUCUUCCCCCGCCUGCACUCGGGCUCUGAAGGCCAGGGGGACGGCCGGACACGAUGUGACAGUACCUCUAGCACUCCCAAAACCCCGGAUGGUGGACACUCUUCUCAGGAGAUAAAGUCCGAGACCUCGUCAAAUCCCAGCUCUCCAGAAAUCUGUCCCAACAAAGAAAAGCCCUUCAUAAAGUUGAAGGAGAAUGGCCGCGCCAACAUCUCCCGUUCCUCCUCCAGCACCAGCAGCUUCAGCAGCACCGCAGGGGAGGGGGAGGCCAUGGAGGAGUGCGACAGUGGGAGUAGCCAGCCAUCCACAACUUCACCCUUCAAGCAGGAGGUGUUUGUCUACAGCCCGUCCCCGAGCAGCGAGAACCCCAGUCUGGGGGCUGCUGCUACCCCCAUCAUCAUGAGCCGGAGUCCCACAGAUGCCAAAAACAGAAACUCCCCGAGGUCAAACCUGAAAUUCCGCUUUGAUAAACUCAGCCAUGCUAGCUCCAGUGCGGGUCACUAAGGGGAGAGCAGAGUCCUUUCCCUGUCCAAGAGCUUGUUCUGCGUCUCCCCUUCCUUAUCUCCACAGGGAAGUCUUGAUUCUGGCCUGCAGAAGGCUCCUAUUCCAGCCGUUUGGGAGUGCCGUCUACUACUCUGACCGUUCAGGUUGCUGUCUCACUGGCCACCUGCCCAGCAGACCAGCUGUCUGUUCCAUGUCCUGACCUGGCCAUGAUCUUGCUGGCUCCUUCUCUAACAGACCUGAAAGCCCCAACCUCGACUCCUGACCUCCUGAUGUGAUCAGUUAUCUGAGUCAACUGUCAACUUGUUUUACCUGCUGGAAAAGAGUUGGACAUGGGGGAGUCUGGGUCCCAGGGGGCUCAGCGAGAGGCUGGGGAGCUCGUCUCCCAGAGACAGAGGGGGUUGGGUGGUGGGGAGCAGAGGUGGCUGCAGAGUGGUUUGUGGGUGCUGUCUGUCUUGGGUACAGUGCCUUCCUGGACAUGGUGGAAGGGCUGCUUUCCCAGGAAUUUCCCAGCGCCCUCCGGGUUGUAUCUUACGGCUCCUGUGAUAGGCAUUUCUGACACAUCUGCUGGCCCAGGCCUAGGGACCUCUGUUCCUGCUGCUAGGCUGCCCUUAGGGAGGGCUCAGGCUGGUGGAAGCUCAGAGUCAGAGCUGGGUGUGUGCGGGCCCUGGCUGCAUGCUUCUCUGACCGUAGUCGCAAGGUGUUUUUCCUUUCUAAUUUUACACAAGCGCUGCUGACCAUCCUUGUGGGGAGAGAAGCCCCAGCAGCUUUUUCUCCUUGGAGCAGAUAGUUUUCCUCCAAAGGAGCGGGUAGCAAGGAGUGUGAGGAAGCCUAGAGAUCACAUGGCCAGCGCAGGGAGGUGAGGAAAGCUUCUGGAUGGUCAGGCUCACCUGGGAUCCAGCUCUCCACUUUUGUGGGACCCCAGAAAAGACAUAGUUCAAGCCAUCUCUUAGGUGAGAGAGAUGGGCAAGAUGCAGUUGGGGGCGGGGUGACUUGACAAGUUUUAGUCAGGCUGGUGUGUGGCAGUUGAACUUAGUUUUGGAAAUAGUAUGGUGUCCCUCUACCUCUGCUCCCGGCAUCUGUGAGGGGCUCAGUCCUACUUAGGGGCUGCUUCUUGGCUCAGUUCCCAGUCUCCAAUUGCAGGGUUCCAGGCAGUUGUCCCCUCGGCAGGGCUCCUGGAAGCCAGACCCCAUGAGCCCGCGCUUUUUACACCACAGAUCGUCUGCACUCCUUGCUGUGGCCACCUUCUCUGGGUGAGCCCGCUCAUCCAGACGAGUUCCCCUUGGCUCCCCAGCCUUCCAGGUUUGCAUGGCGGUUCAGCUGCUGGGUGGAGCACCUGCCAGUUUAAACACUGGGUCCAAACAACAGGCACUUGAAGAUCCUGCCCCAUUAAGUACACACAGGUCUCUGGCACAGGGCUCCUGCUUAAGUGAGCUGAUGACUAGAUUUCCCACCAAGGGCUUUGCCUGCCUAGGCUUCUAUUCCCAAGCUAAAGUACAGAGGGUGACCCAGCCUUUGGGGCUGGUAUUGUAACUAUGUCCCCACGACUUUUGUCACCCGAGCACAGUUUUCAUCCUUCAUCCCUAACACACUUACUGCAGCCAGGGAGGGAUACCGCUCCCUACUUCCACUUGGGAAACUUGCUUACGUGAAAUACUAGUCUGGUAAGAUCUGCUCUAGUUAGAAGGUCAAGAAACUAUCUGUUUAGCUUUUAUAAAAGCCAGAACAGUGGCAUCCACUGCAGGGAAGAGGCGGGUGGAUUCUGGCAGUGUUCUGCUGGCAGGUUUCUGCUUGAACUUGAAAGGUCAAACUGUGUUUUCUUUGAAACUAUUGCAGGACUCUGGCGCCCUCCUCUAGGUAGGACAGGUCUACCUUUGCUCCGUGGUUGUGCUAUGUCGCAUUUUGGUCUGGGUCCUCAGGAUCUUCCAGGCUGUCCCACACUGUUAUAGCUGGGAACCUGUUAAGUCUUGUCCCUACUGCUUUGGCUAUUUCUCUGCAGGCAUUACCUCUAGGCCAGGUGUUGGCUCUGCCUCUGGGCCAGUGGACAGGAUGGAUGACUGUGUACAGAGGAGCUGGGAGGCCCUGGGCUGAGAUCUUCACCCUUGGCUUGCUGAUAGGUACUCUGGGCAGGACCUGAGAUGCCCCUGCCCUCUGGCCAGGCCUCUCUCUAUCUAGCAGAUCCAUCCUGUGGCUUCCCGCGUGUGUAUCACCAGCCCAAACGGAGAUUUUUGCCAAGCAGGAGAGUAAUGGCAGGACCCAACCUUCUCUAAGCUCUCUCUGGAUUGGAGGCUGCUCCUCCUGCACUCUGAUCCAAUUUUCCCUUUGGGGCUGUUCCCAGUCUUAGGGCUUAGAGUCUUGCUGAAGCGCCUUCAUGUAACUGGGCUUGAUGCUUCUGCUUGUAUUUGGAGACAUUUCCACAGUUACCCCCACAAGGGGUUCUCCUGGCCACAACUCUAGCUCAGGGGACUGCCUGACUCACUGAAGGAGCUAUAUCUUGCAGGUGUUAAUAGGCACCCAGAUACCUGGAGCUCUGUUGAUACAUCAAAACAGAUGUGGGAGGGCUCCAUAGAGAACGCCUUUGCCAGAGUUUCUGUCCGGUAUUAAGCAUGUCAAAUGGCGCUUCUUGGAAAAUAACCCGUGGUUCAGUUUUGUGGGCACCCUUUGAUACUCAAGCAUUCUCAUCCUUCUGAGCAGAAAGAACUUGCCCGAGGCCAUACAGCCACCUAGUGGGCAAAACUGUUACUGCACCCACAGUCCCGGGCCCUUUCCUGUUGCACCAAUUGUACUUACUUUUGGUGGGGUGGAGUAAACGGUUGCAUUUCCUGGACUUGGGUCUGGGGAAAGUCUGUUAGCUGGAGUUUCUGCACUGGCAGGGAGAUGCCGGGGUUGGAAGAUGCUGAUAGGGCCUCAGCCGUGGUUGGGUGUCAUCAUGAGAAAUCUUGGUCAGGGAGGAGCUUGAGUGAAGGAAACCGAGGGGAAGGAACCCAGCAAAGUGCUGCUUGGGUCUUGAGUGACAGGGACAAAGUGACCCAGAGAAAGAUGCAUCAGCUACCGUUGGCUUCCUUGUUCUAAAUCAGGACAGAAAGUGGUAAGAAGAACUAAUUCUCCCAUCUCUCUUCUCUUCCUCCCACUUUCCAUUUCUUCCUUCCUCUCUCUGGUGGUGCUGGGAACCCAAGGCCUUGCUCACACUGAGUGAGUACCCUGCCCCUGAGCUAUGCCCUAGGCCUCUCCAGUUCUGAAGCCGGGGAUGGAUAAUAAAAUCCCAGAUCAGGUGACUAGGCGGGACACAGGCAGUUUCAUUUUCUUUCCUUUGACCCUUUAAGGUGCCAACUCAAACAUUACCUUUUGUCCAUUGUUCUUAGUCUGCAAAGACAGCUGUGUUGUAGGGGAGUGUCUGGGGUUCAGAUAGAGCUUUUGACUUCUGGGCCAACAGGGACCAGGUUAGUCAACCAUGCUCUGGGCCCCCACGCUCCUUCUCUAGCUUCUUACCCCUCAAUCAAAGGCAAGGGCAAGUUGGUACAGUAAACAAGGCCAUUCCUACCACUUGGAGGCAGCCUACCAAGCUCUGCUGUCUGUUUCACCAUUAGCCCCUUGCCCACACCAACCCCAUGUCUCUUCAGCUGGGCUAUGUGCUCCCUUGGGAGAAAGACAACUCCCCCCCAGAGCCAAGGGCAAUCUUCCUAGAGAGCAGCAGCUGGGGAGGUGGCUUUGGCCUGGGCUUUACCAUCCCUGGGGAGGCUGUGCCUGGCUGGAAGCCUGGAGUUAGUCGCCAUUGUCUUUGGUUUUGUGACAUUUCCUCUCAGAAGGCUGAAAUUCCCCUUCUUGCUCCUUAGCGUGUUUGCCAACUCUUCCUCCUCAUGAUGUCACCUUGACCUCCAGCUCCCAGGGUGCCAGUGUCUCCACGUGAGGAGAUGUCUGUGUGGUAGAACCCAUGAGGUGUAGUCUGGAAGUGAACCCCGUGACGAUGACUUCCCUCUGCCUCCUCCCAGCGAGGAGGUGAUUUGUAGAUCCCGACUGCCUCUGUAAUGUAAAUAGUGUACAUUUAAUUUAUUGCUAUGGUAGCACAUUGUAUUUGUUAAUGUAUAAAACAAAUUCUAAAAGGUUGACAAAUGUAUAUUUUGUUGCUUAAAUGUGUCUUUGCAGAAAUUGACAAUAAAUAAUAACAUAUUUUGUGUCCA